Molecule: messenger RNA, 270 nt
Organism: Colletotrichum fioriniae
Lineage: Eukaryota; Fungi; Ascomycota; Sordariomycetes; Glomerellales; Glomerellaceae
Gene: SLX1
Product: Slx4p interacting protein
Biological process (GO): double-strand break repair via homologous recombination
Cellular component (GO): Slx1-Slx4 complex
Molecular function (GO): 5'-flap endonuclease activity; crossover junction DNA endonuclease activity
Source: RefSeq, a predicted model, not a curated record
AUGCCCGUCCAGUCCAAGCCCAUCCCCGCCCUCUACACGGUGUACAUCCUCCGUUCCACCGUACGCCACGCGUCUCUCUACAUCGGCUCGACGCCCAACCCCCCGCGCCGUCUGAAGCAGCACAAUGGCGAGGCCCGCGGCGGCGCUGCUCGCACUUCCCGUCUGAGCCUGCGGCCCUGGGAGAUGGUGGGGCUGGUAUCCGGCUUCCCGGGCAUGGUUGCUGCUCUAAAGUUUGAGUAUGAUCUCCGUCCCGUUCUCAUGCCUGUCUAG